UCGUUCAGUAACAGUGACGCCUUCGGAUCUCUCCAACUUGCCUUAACAAAGAAAACUCGCACGAAAUUGGGAUUUAAAAAGGCAUCAGAGGGUGAGAGAAUAUCUGUCAUCUUCAGAUCCACGGCCAGCGCAUACACAAAUCGAGCACUUCUUCUCUGUGAAGGUUUUCAAUUCACUUCUCGAGCUUCUCAUCAGAUGAGGCUGUUGCAAUUGGCUUUCAUUGUCGCAUUAACCUCUGGAUUAGCAGCUAUUUACAUUUACGCCACCGGUGUCUCCGAUUUCUAUGGGCCGCACCAGGUUUCGGACGAAGAUCUGGAAGCGUUCCGAUCUUUGCAGAGAGGUUUUCAAAAGUGCGUGAGUUCAAAUGGACUAGGUUUACAAGCUGUAGGUGGUACAGACUUUUGUGAGAUCGUGCUACAGUUUCCUAGUAACACUGACUCCAAAUGGAGAGAUCCCAAAACAGGAGAACCAGAAGGCUUGUCAUUUAGUUACAAUCUUUGCGAAGCUUUGGCGACAUGGGAACAGGUACGGAAUAGUACCACAGUACUCACCAAGGAGUUUAUCGAUGCUUUACCCAAUGGAUGGGAGGACUAUGCAUGGCGGAGAAUUAACAAGGGAAUAAUGCUCAACCGCUGUGAAAAUAAGACUCUUUGCAUGGAGAAGCUUUCUCUGGUACUCCCAGAAAAACCGCCAUACUUUCCAAGGCAGUUUGGCCAGUGUGCUGUUGUUGGUAAUUCAGGAGAUCUUUUAAAGACGAAGUUUGGAAAGGAGAUAGAUGGUUAUAGUGCUGUUUUUAGGGAAAAUGGUGCACCAAUCCAGAACUAUACAGAUUAUGUGGGUUCAAAAAGUACUUUUCACCUUCUUAAUAGAGGAUCUGCCAAAGCACUCGACAAAGUUGCAGAAUUAUAUGGCACUGGGAAGGAGAUAUUGAUCAUCAAGACAACAAUUCAUGACAUCAUGAACAAAAUGAUCCGGGAAAUUCCGAUCCAGAAUCCCGUAUAUCUCAUGUUAGGUGCAUCUUUUGGUUCAGCAGCAAAAGGAACUGGGCUCAAGGCUCUUGAGUUUGCCCUGUCCAUUUGUGACACUGUCGACAUGUACGGUUUUACUGUUGAUCCCGGUUAUAAAGAAUGGACUAGGUACUUCUCAGAGUCUCGACAAGGUCAUACUCCUUUGCAGGGUAGGGCUUACUACCAGAUGAUGGAGUGUUUGGGACUUAUUAAGAUUCAUUCUCCAAUGCGAUCUGAUCCAAACCGCGUUGUUAAGUGGUUACCUGAUCGUGGUACUAUUGCAGCCGCCAGGAUUGCAUCAGAAAAAUUAUUAAGGAGGGUUGGAGCAGGAUCAGGGGGUCCACUGGGUGCGUGUUCCGUCAUCAAGAAGCUAGUUAAAGGAAAGCACAACGGAGUUUCAGGUCUUAGAAAGGCUGCAGUCGAGCAUCAAAAAUAUGUGAAGGAAACCACGAUGUACCCAUUGGAGCACGAUUAUAGACAUGGUCUACUCUGCACAACACCAACCAGUUGAACUCUUCAAAAUGGAUUUCAGGGGUAAGAUACAAAAGCUUUGGGAAAGAAACAGGCUGCCAGUUGAAUUGGUAUUCUUAUACUUCAGACAAACAGAAAUUUUUGUUCAGAAUUCUUAUGCAGAAUGAAGCGGCCUAAAGUAAGACACCCAUUAUUGUGGCACAUAGUAUAGAAGAGGCCAUGGCCACGUCAUUCUGAAUUAUAAAAUCUCUGUUUGCGAUUGCUGUCCAUAAGUUUUCUGCGUUCUCCCCAUAGUUCCUCGCUGCUCUGUCCACACGAGGUUUUCAUGAGUCUUAUACCAGACUUUGAUUACAAAUUAGGAAUUCCGGCAGUAAGAUUGCAUCUCUCUUUAUUUCAUUGUUAGCUGUUCUAACCAUAUUCAGGAGGUUGUUUUUCGAGUGAUGAUUAGUUGAUCGUUUCGGUACUUUGUUUUUGGGUCACUGUGAAAAUUUGUUUGUAGCGUACUCCUAUUUAAUGCUAAAUAGAUCUUGUGUUUUUAUGUGA
This is a messenger RNA of Rhododendron vialii, 2021 nucleotides long. RefSeq names its product sialyltransferase-like protein 2. The record is from RefSeq and is a predicted model, not a curated record. The transcript is spliced from 12 exons. NCBI's taxonomy places the organism in Eukaryota, Viridiplantae, Streptophyta, Magnoliopsida, Ericales, Ericaceae. Gene Ontology annotation, molecular function: sialyltransferase activity. Bases 196 to 1518 code for a protein of 440 amino acids.